Molecule: messenger RNA, 1005 nt
Organism: Macadamia integrifolia
Lineage: Eukaryota; Viridiplantae; Streptophyta; Magnoliopsida; Proteales; Proteaceae
Product: 50S ribosomal protein L27, chloroplastic
Exons: 4
Coding region: 149-730 (193 amino acids)
Biological process (GO): translation
Cellular component (GO): ribosome
Molecular function (GO): structural constituent of ribosome
Source: RefSeq, a predicted model, not a curated record
AAGAAAAGCAAUCCUUAUCGGCUUAUCUUCGAUUCCGUUGAAACCAUCCUUUUUUCAUUCUCUGUCUCUAGUUGGCGAGGCAACAGCGGAGGCAGAGGCGACGAUUUGCUGAAGUCGACCGCAAACUAAAAUUGAGAUAGGGGGCAAAAUGGCAGCUGCAGCCAUGGGCUUCAACUUGGUUGGAACUUUUAGAGGAUUCUCCUUGGAUUCAAGCUCAUCGCCUGCUUUCUUCAGAGGAGAUUUUGGGUCCAUUUGUAUUGGUAACAGGGUCUCCCUCUCAUUUCCUCUUAAAACUCCAUUAACAAUUGAGUCUGCGCACAAGAAAGGAGCUGGAAGCACCAAGAAUGGUCGAGAUUCGAGAGGUCAGAGACUUGGUGUCAAAAUCUAUGGUGAUCAGGUUGCCAAGCCUGGUGCAAUUAUCAUUCGGCAGCGUGGUACCAAGUUUCACCCAGGGAAGAAUGUUGGGAUGGGCAAGGACCACACCAUCUUUUCAAUGAUUGAUGGAUUAGUAAAGUUCGAGAAGUUCGGACCAGACAGGAAAAAGGUGAGUGUUUAUCCACGUGUUGAGCAGCCUGAAAACUCAAAUAGCUACAGAGCAUGGAAGAGAGAGUAUUUCAGGAUGCAACGUGAACGCCAAAAAGCAAGGAAGGCAGGCAUUGUACCCCAACCUCAAAUGGUAUUGGCUUCAGCAGAGGAGGUUUUGGUUUCCAACAACAACCCGAUCUGCUGAUCAGUUCAUAUGUUCUGAAUUUGAAAAGUGACACUUUCUACCUUGUAAUGAUCAAUUCAUUAACACGUAAGCUCUAUACAUCACAUGAACAGGUUUGGUUCCGUUGUGAUGCAGGUACAUCACAGAAGUGGGCUCAUUUUUGUGGGUUUGGUUCAAUAUGUAUUAGGCUUUUUGGGGAUUUUCACUUUAAUGAGCCUAAAAUAAGAAUUGGGAAUACAAGAUUUACUUUAUUAUUUAGUUAAGUUGGAGUCCUAAUCAGAAUGGGAGUUGUUUUA